Molecule: messenger RNA, 1681 nt
Organism: Ruditapes philippinarum (Manila clam)
Lineage: Eukaryota; Metazoa; Mollusca; Bivalvia; Venerida; Veneridae
Product: U7 snRNA-associated Sm-like protein LSm11
Exons: 4
Coding region: 131-1516 (461 amino acids)
Biological process (GO): mRNA 3'-end processing by stem-loop binding and cleavage
Cellular component (GO): U7 snRNP
Molecular function (GO): U7 snRNA binding
Source: RefSeq, a predicted model, not a curated record
UGAAAAUGUAUUGAGGAAGCAUACGAAACUAAAGCCAAAAAUCUUAAAUCAAUGAACGCUUGAAAGUUGUUCAAUAUUUAAAUUACGCCUCAACUACCCUGAUCAUAUUUAUUUCCCGCAAUAUUCCAACAUGGCAGCCCCCAUAGAACAAGAACCGAAAACACCGACUUCUGGUAAAAUUCCGGACUUCCUCGACCCGUUGUCGCCAAAAUUUGAUCCUAGACGUGCGUUAUACGACAGUCAAACACCAAUACCUGUACCAGACGCAAAACAAUUCAAUAAUUUGGCUGAAUUUGAAAAUUAUCUAGAAGGAAAAGAUGCUAAAACUUAUCAGAAGAAAAAAGCUAAGCCCAAAGAGGAAUUACCAGGUAUUGUUGCUGUCAGAGCAGCUGCCCAGGCCAAAGAAGCAAUAAGAAAGGCUGCAAUUAUGGCAAAGAAUGCUGGUCCAAGUGAACGAUCUCAAACCCAAGAAAGAAGAAACAGAAGCACCACUGUUUUUACUAGGAUGGAAAAUUACAAGAAGGGACCGCUCAGUGUGCUGAGGAAGUGUGUUGAAGAACGUCUGCGUGUGAUUGUAGUGAUUCGAGCCGCUGUUGCUGUAAGAAGCCGAUGUAGAGGAUAUGUGAUUGGAUUUGAUAAACAUUUUAAUAUGGCAUUGAUGGAUGUAGAUGAAAAAUUUAUCCGACCAGUUCCUCAGAAAAUGAACAUGAAAUCUAAGAAGGCUACCAGCUCCCAAGAGAGUUUGCUUGCAGAAGAAACAGACAAGUUAUCAGUCAACUCAGAUGUCUCUAGAGGUUGUCAUGGAGAUAGAAACUCAGAAAUUAGACAGGCUGAUCUUAGAGAAGGUGAAAAAAAGAUUGAUUUACGAGAAAAAUUGAAAUUGUCUAAAGCCAGUGGCGGAAAAUAUUCUAGUACUAAAACGUCAGUGUCAACAGAGACUUCUAGUGGUAGAUCAAGUUACAAAGAAACUUUUAAUAGAAGUUUUGAUUCUAAAGACAUUCUAGAGAGGUCAAGGUCAAAAGAGGGAAGAAAAGAUGUAAAAGAAACUUCAGACAAGAGGUCAAGGUCAAAAGAGUUAAAAAGUUCAGGGUCAGGUUUUAAUAAAGAAGGAAUGUGUUCAAGAACUAAAGGAGUGCAAGAAAAUUUAAGUUCAGAUGAUUCUUCUGAUCAAAGGUCAUCUAAUAAAACAUUAGAAAGGUCAGAGGUCAAAAGGUCAAGAGAUUUUAAGGAUCAUUAUAGAAACUAUAUGUCAGAUAGUAAUGUUUUUGUAAAGAGACAGCAGGAGAAACUAAAAGACAAUGGUUCAAAAUCAGAUGGGGAGAGUAAACCAGUUUCCAGUGACAGACGAAAGAAAACUGGUGGGGAUUUAAAAAAACAUUUUCAGCCAUUUUGGCCGUUAUAUAAAAAAUGGACAGAAAAUCGUUGCUAUAGCGAGUAUGAAAUUGUUACAAGGCAUGUGAACCAAUUAUUUAUAAGGGGAGAUAAUGUUGUCAGUGUAUCUAUAGCUGAUUAUUAAGCUGAUUAUUUAUUGAAAAUAAUAAUUUAACACAGUUUUCUAAAUUUCUGGUCUAACCUGGUAUUGUAAAUGUAAUUAUUUGGGGAAUUAAUGGAAUCAUUUUUGGAUUGUUUAUAAAAAGAACUUGAAUAUCUCAGGAACAUUUUCUAUUAUUUAGUCAUUGUU